This is a messenger RNA of Rotaria sp. Silwood2, 2313 nucleotides long. Lineage: Eukaryota; Metazoa; Rotifera; Eurotatoria; Philodinida; Philodinidae. The record is from the annotation of a GenBank genome assembly.
AUGACGUAUCGUUUUUUUUACAUAUUUGUAAGAAAAAAAUUCCAAUGGAUAUUUUACUUCAUUGGAACUAUAUUAUUUAUUACAUUUAUUUAUAAAACAGCUAAUCAAUUAUAUCAAGCCUCAUUUAUUGCUCAAUCAUCAGUUUCUACACGUGUAUUAAAUGUUCAUCAAACACCAAGUAUUUCAUUACGAAAUGUAUCAUUUGGUUACAAAGAUCGAAGUCGAUGCUUUGAUAACAGUAAACCAUCACGUCAAACUCUUUCAAAAAUAAUUCGUCAUAAUAAAAUAAUAAAUUACCUUGGUUUUCUUCUUCGAUCUCAUUCAUUAUUUUAUUGUUCAGUUCCAAAAGUAGCUACACGAACUUUACUUAAAUUUAUUACUUAUCUUCAUAUACAUGAUGAUUUAAUUCCUUUACUCAAAAAUCAUACAAUAUUUAAUAAUAGUUUAAAUUUUACAAGUAACUUAUAUAUUUUUGAUGUUGCUUAUUUCAAUCAAAUGUUUUCGCCUUCAACUAGGAAUAAUUUUCGACCAUCCAUACACAAUAAAAUUUCAAUUCUUGAAUCAUUUCUAUCACGUCUUAUGGUAUUUAAUAAUACAAAUUCAAAAAAAGUUAGUUUAUGGUCAAUGUAUCACAGAGGAAGUCUUCCUCUUCUCCGUCUUCGUACUUUAUCCAAUCCAUCAAUACUUUUUUCAUCAAAUUUUACUCGUGUAAUUUUUGUUCGUCAUCCGUUCGAACGUUUAGCAUCAGCUUAUGUUGAUAAAAUAGCUUCGUUUAAAAAUGAACCAUUUUCGUUAUAUGAUAGUUAUCGUCGAGCAAUAUGUCGAAAAUAUUUUUCGUUUUAUUUAACAAAAGCUCAAAAAGAUUUUUAUCGUACUCAUAAACAAAUAUCAAACAAAAUGAAAGAUCCUUGUCAAAAAAUAAUUCCAAAAUUUGAACAUUUUAUUCGUUAUUUAAUGUCUGAUUAUUCCGUACGAUAUGAUGUUCAUUGGCAACCUUAUUCAAAAUUAUGUUAUGUUUGUUUAUUUAAAUAUAAUUUUAUUGGAAAAUAUGAAACAAUGAAUGAAGAUCUUCAACGAUUAAACUCAUAUCUUGGAUUAAAAUCAAUUAAUUUAAAGGAUGCAAAUCACACCUCAUUUAUUGUUCAAUCAUCAUUUUCUACACGUUUAUUCAAUGUUCAUCAAACACCGAAUACUUCAUUACCAGCUGUAUCAUUUAGUUACAAAGAUCGAAACCGAUGUUUUGAUAAUAGUAAACCCUCACAUCAAACUCUUUCAAAGAUAACUCAUCAUAAUAAAUUAAUAAAUUAUGUUGGGUUUCUUGUUCGAUCUCAUUCAUUAUUUUAUUGUUCAGUUCCACAAGUAGCUACACGAACUUUACUUACAUUUAUUACUUAUCUUCAUAUACGUGAUGAUUUAAUUCCUUUACUCAAAAAUCAUUCAAUAUUUAAUAAUAAUUUAAAUUUUACAAGUAAUUUAAAUAUUUUCAAUGGUGUAGUUCUCAAUCAAAUGCUUUUGCCUUCAACUCAGAAUUAUUCUCCACCAUCCCUAAACAAUUCAAUUGCGGUUCUUGAAUCAUUUUUAUCACGUCUUACGGUACUUUAUAAUAAUGAAAAUUCAAAAAAAGUUGAUUUCUGGGCAAUGCUUGUAGGGAACAAUCUUCCCCUUACUCGUCUUCGUACUUUAUCUGAUCCAUCAAUACUUUUUUCACCAAAUUUUACUCGUGCAAUUUUUGUUCGUCAUCCGUUCGAACGUUUAGCAUCAGCUUAUGUUGAUAAAAUAGCUUUGUUUAAACAUGGAUCAGUGUCAUCAUUCGAUCCUAUUCGUCUAAUAAUUUGUCAAAAAUAUUCUUCGUUUUAUUUAACAAAAGCUGAAGAAGAUUUUUAUCAUACUCGUAAACCAAUAUUAAAGAAAAUGAAACAACCUUGUCAAAAAAUAAUACCAAAAUUUGAACAUUUUAUUCGUUAUAUGAUGUCUACUGGGUUAAGCGGUGAUGUUCAUUGGCAACCUUAUUCAAAAUUAUGUCAUGUUUGUUUAUUUAAAUAUAAUUUUAUUGGAAAAUAUGAAACAAUUACAGAAGAUCUUCGACGAUUAAGGUCAUAUCUUGGAAUAAAAUCAAUUAAUCCGGAUAAUAAAAAUUAUUUUAAGACGGGAAAAACAACAGAAUACUAUAAAUCAUUGUAUUCCAAUUUAUCUAAUGAAUUAAUAUGUGAUUUGAAAUAUUUUUAUGAAGAUGAUUUAAAAUUAUUUGAUUAUCGAUUAGAAGAUUACUUGAUUGAUCAAAGAACUAUUCAAUGUUCUUCUUCACAUAAGUGA